UCUCGAUCAUCUGUGGUAAGUCCACGAUACACACAGAAAAAAUAUAUGCGCAUUACAGUCUUGAUCAAAGCCUGCAACGCAAUCUUGUUCUUCAUGAGAUACGAAACCAAAACACCCUCUAACGAGCUUCCUACCGCCCUUUCCGGCAGGUUUAGGCGCCUGAAGAUACGUGAAGACCCCGGUAGCAGCAGUUCAGACACCCUGAGUAACGGUACUUUCCUCCCUGCCGUCGUUAUCUUGAUCGCUGCGGCAGUCCUCGUUGGCGCGGCAAUGCUAUACAAGCAGGAGGUCAAGCGCUACAUAUCAAAUUUAUGGCACCAACGUAAAUCCUUCAGGGCCUAUCUUAAGGCAUUCAGGUCUCCAAAUGUUGGUAACGCAGCCUCUGAGCAGCACAAGAAUGACCCUCAAAUGCCCGCCUCUGCUGAAUCCGCCCCUCAUGACCGGGAUCUGGAUCCGGAGUUGGGAAUUCGCGACAAUGCUUACAAUGUGAAUGUUCGCCAGCCUCGGCAGGUGUAUCUCAAUGACAAUCAAGUCUAUCACGAUGGCGAUCUGCUCAGGGAACAAGGUAUGCCCAGGUGGUGGCGUUGGUCAGCCAUCACAGUCAAUGAGUCGAAUGCGAACAUUUCAACUCAGCCACCAGACUCAGCAUCAAUCUCUUCUAAAAACUCUGUAACUACGCUGACUAGAAAUCCAUGGGGAAUCCAUUCUCCUGCGAACUCACCAUCACCGCCGCGUGCGGCUACUGAGGCGGCCCCCAUGAAUCAAUGGAAUCAUGCUCAAGACAACGAUGCUCAAGCUUCGAGCCUGCCAUCGCCAUCACAGUUCGACAUUGAACCUUCUCUCGAUUGCGCAGAGUCUCAGCCCACUGAUAAUGGCACUGACAGGUCGAACUCGCCGACUUCAACGCUUGUUAGCGGUGAAUCACCUCCACGCCAUGGUCCUGAGAGGAUAAUCUCGCCGUCUCAGACGCUUGUUAGCAAUGAAUCGGUUUCAGUUGAAAGUGAGGAUUUUGAAGAUGCCAAUCUUGAUCGUCUCUCACCGCACUGA
Molecule: messenger RNA, 1047 nt
Organism: Periconia digitata
Lineage: Eukaryota; Fungi; Ascomycota; Dothideomycetes; Pleosporales; Periconiaceae
Source: the annotation of a GenBank genome assembly